This is a messenger RNA of Fusarium venenatum, 942 nucleotides long. Its product is annotated as replication fork protection component Swi3-domain-containing protein. Gene Ontology annotation, molecular function: DNA binding. Lineage: Eukaryota; Fungi; Ascomycota; Sordariomycetes; Hypocreales; Nectriaceae. Gene Ontology annotation, biological process: DNA replication checkpoint signaling; replication fork processing; replication fork arrest. The record is from RefSeq and is a predicted model, not a curated record. Gene Ontology annotation, cellular component: nucleus; replication fork protection complex.
AUGCCAGCAUUAGACUCCGACCCAGCCAACGGCUUAGACAACUACGACGUCGCUGACCUGUCGGACGAUCCUUUCGCAUCUCCCCCACCUGAAGCAUUCAACAAGAAGCGCAAGGAACCAGAUUCGGGUCUUGGAAUUGAUGAAGAGGUUGAUGUCAAGAAACGUGCCCGAGCUCCCAAUGUCAAGCUUGAUGAAGAAAGGCUACUUAGCGCUAAAGGAAUACCCAAACUAAGGCAAAGAGCACGAGACCUGAAGAUCAAGGGCAAAGGCCAUGAGUUUUCAGAUGCCUCGCGGCUCCUAUCCUUCUAUCAGUUAUGGCUUGAUGACCUUUUCCCAAAAGCCAAAUUCCUCGACGCUUUGAGCAUGGUAGAAAAAGCAGGCCACAAAAAGCGAGUCAUAAUUGCACGCAACGAAUACGUCAACGAGAGUAAACCCAAGGAUACUGUGGCCGACGAUGAAGGGGAAGACCUCUUCGGUCAGGAUAGCAUUUCGAGACCCACGGAUGAAGCGAUGAGACCAAGGACGCCAGAGCAAGACCGAGACGUACCAGAUGAUGACGAUCUAUAUGACGCGACACCAAGGCCCUCUCGGCCAAUUGUGCCUAUCCGGAACGAUGUCCCUGAAGAAGACGAUCUUGAAGCCCUAAUCGCAGAGGCAGAGGGUCAAGACAGAGCCCAGAAAGCGAGGCCUGCACAAAAAGAACCCGACGAGGAUGAUCUGGACGCAUUAAUGGCCGAGGCAGAGGGACAGGCGAUGACGAAGAAACCAGGUCCGCCUCGACAAGAUCCCAAUGAGGAUGAUCUGGAUGCUCUCAUGGCAGAAGCUGAGAGUCGAGAUCAGACAAUAAAGAGAGAUGGGCAGAUACGGAUAGGGAACAGCAAAAGCAUGAACGCCUACGAAGACGAUGAAGCAGCAAUGCAGGAGAUAGAUGGGCUAUGGUAG